Messenger RNA from Lachnellula hyalina, 3747 nucleotides. RefSeq lists its product as uncharacterized. The coding region runs from base 1 to 3747 and encodes 1248 amino acids. Gene Ontology annotation, biological process: transmembrane transport. The transcript is spliced from 2 exons. Lineage: Eukaryota; Fungi; Ascomycota; Leotiomycetes; Helotiales; Lachnaceae. The record is from RefSeq and is a predicted model, not a curated record.
AUGGAAAAGUCGGAAUACAACAAUCAGGCCAUCCAGGAACAUCAUGGUGACCAUGUUGGAACGAGCGGUCAAGGCAUCGCGAUAACAAUGUCUGCGGACUCGAGAGAAAAAUGGCAGGCAGCAGGCCCGUGUGUGCCAGUCGAUGGGCAGCUCUCGAACCUCCCUCUCCCCUACCAGCCCACGAUUCCCAACCGCAGAGCAGGCAUGCUCCUCCCCGGGCGGUGGCACACACACUCUUUUAGCACUUUAGUAUAUCUUCUGGCCCUGAUCACAAGCUUCUGCAUCACCCCGGCGUCUGCCGUGUUGAUCGACUUCAACAACUGCCUGUCAGAGGCUUACCAGAACGGCGAGAGUGGCCAACCAAAGCAACUACAAUUCAUUCCCUUGUUUAUGGACGCUCGAUUCAACACUACGGACGCGAGGCAUACGUUACAAGUCGUAGUAUGGGGAAACGUUACGGGGUCAGGCCCGGAUAAUCUAGUAGUCAAUCUUCCUGCUUGGGACGACGACACAUACUGGCAGAGUAAUGCGACUAAUCUGGGUGGCAAGAUUAUCAGCAUUCCAGAUGAAGACUCCGCGAGCCCAAAGCUUACAACACUCUCUAAUAAGGUCGAGGUCUUAACUUACGAACCCUACAAUCACUCCGACGCUUUCUGCGAUGUUCUGGUGAACGCUACUUGCCCCCUUGCUCCGGCCUUCCAUGCAAAUGCGACCGAUCCCUUUCAUUUGAAUGCGAGCAAUUCGGCUUCCCUACCCUCUUUCAACUUUACGCACGAUUUCUACAGCAGCUACGCAUUCACGUCCUUCGCUACCACCCUCCUAAUCAAGUACGGAAACCAAGACGCUACUUCCAUUGGUUGUGUCUCUUCGAGUAUUACGCCAGAUCUAGGAAGUGCUCUCAGCGGCGUUCUUACCUUCCUCCCACUCGUGAUCCUCCUCUUCGUUGGGUUUGCGACUGCGUUCGGUGGGAUAUUCAGUCCUUGGGGCACUACAGACACAUUCCGUUGGACAACGAAUUAUGGACGAGAUGAAGAUCUUCUCCGUUUGGUUACUCCCGGGUUUGGAGACUGCUUGCAAUACAUCCAGUUCAUUGCUCUGACUGGGGGCCUGUCACUUAAUUAUCCCGGAUACUACCAACCUAUUGUCAGCAAGGUCUCCUGGUCCGCGCUCAUGUUCAACGCGAGUUUCGUUAGUAACGGAAAUGGAACGGACAGUCUGGUUGAUGGUAUAUAUGUUACACAUGGGAAAUAUGGCCUUGACCACCUGCGACAAUUGGUUGGCAUGAACGAAGUGACGGAUGUGUGGGCUGGAAUGGCUAUCUGGCUCCUAGUCAUCAUUGCGGCUGUGUUGGUUUUGAUUCAAGGUGGAUUCCUGUUGCGCUGGGUAUACCGACAUGUCAACAAAACCGCAGAAGAGGACCUAAGAGCGAAGAACCUGCCAUUUUCAGUGGGCAAUGUUAUUAGGAUCGUUUUCAACUACUUCCUACUGCCGAUAGUGGCUUUAUCCAUGUUCCAGUUGGUGGUAGCUGGGAAAUCGCCUGCGUUUGCGGUAGCAUUAGCGGUGGUGAUGCUAGUCCUGAUUCUUGUGUUUGGGGUAUGGUUGCUUUGGUUUAUUGGCAGAACAAGGCCCAAGUCCUAUCUCUUCGAUGACCUUCCAACUGUGCUCCUCUAUGGAUCUAUGUAUAACACCUACACCGACAAUGCCGCCUCUUUUGCCCUCGUUCCUGUCUUCGUUACUGUCAUUCGAGGAGUUGCUAUUGGGGCUGUGCAGCCGUCUGGUAUUGCACAAAUCGCACUCUUAGCGAUCUGCGAGGUCAUCUUCAUUCUAACAAUCCAUGCGUUCCGCCCAUUUCAUUCGCCCACGUCGAUGAACGCCUAUCACACUUUCUUCUCGGCUCUCAGACUUACUACAGUCUUUUUAAUGAUUUCAUUUGCUCCUUCCUUGGGUGUCACUGAUGGAUCGAAGGGCUGGAUUGGAUACGCGAUUCUUUUAAUGCACGCCGGUGUGUUGGUUUUCGGAUUCCUACUUAAUGCUAUACAAACAAUUGUUGAGGUUGGAGCUCGGAUGGCUGGCGCUGGAGGUGAUGAUAGUGGAGCAGCCAGGGGUGGACUGGUCAAAGUAUUCGGCAUGCGUCAACUGUCUCGGCGCCUGCCUCGUCGGGAUGGUGCGUCGAGACAGAGCCAGCUUUCCAGUGCUGCUAUGCUCAAUGGUGAUGAUGAGAGGAAAUCUUAUAUGAUGGAUGGUACCGGGAGACUCAGAAGUCAAUCUGCUGGUAGUACCGGCAUACUUCUGAACCGACAGAGUAGUAACCUCGACUCACUCGAUGCUUUUGGGGCAAUACCUCCGCAGCAACUUACCAAUACAGGAAGUUCAUAUACGCCAACUACUCCUGGCGAAGCCAGCACCUUCUCUUUCCUACCUUCGGCCGCGGCUCCAUCAGGACUAGGUCGAGACCGUGGCCCAAUUGGUGGAAUAGCUACAGCAGAAACAUCACAUCCAUACUAUUACCGACCGCCUAGGGCACGCAGGCCAACGUUAGAGGGAAAUCAAGACUCGCCCGGGGAUAGAAGUAGAGGCUCGUGGGCAAGUGCAGAUUGGGCGAAGAGAUGGAGUCAACCCGGAUCUGGUACGCCUGAUCAGCUUGAAGAGGGGCAAUCGAUUUCUGGAAGAGCCACUCCUAUACCCCCGCCCCAAGCAGUAGAUGGCAGUGACGAUCCCAGACGGUCACAGGCGGACUAUACCACCCGUGAAGUCGACUUCUAUUACGGCGUUCGUGGCCCGGCCCUCAAUGCCAAUGUGCCGAGUCGAAGGAUACGAACGGGUCCUGCAGAUCCUACUGGUCCUGCAGCUUCGGCCGCAGGCUGGAUAAAGGGCCUGUUUGGAGGAAAGACGAAGGAAAAGGGAAAGGGAUUUGAAGUUGUGAGAAGCUCACGGAUGCCACCAGGAAUGAAACGCCACGGAGAAGAAACACCCCCAGAAGGAGUUCCGGUUGCUACUGGAGGAGUUCGGAAUGGGCCAAUUGAUUCAGAUGAUGAGUCUGUUCAUGCUGGGCCAUCCCAGGCUGCAGCCCACGCGGAAGCUGUAGCAGAGGCCAACGAUUCGCAUGAAGAUGACAACCUCGUCAGCCCUCUCGAAUCAGAGGAUGAAGGUUCACAAAGCGACGAUGAUAGCUUUGAAGUGACUAGGAUAUCUGAUAUCCCACCAUCUAUCCCCGGGCUCCAACUUCCAGACGAGGGCAUCGAAUUACCGAGCAGAUUUCCCUCGAAAGCUACAUCAAAAGCAAGCUCAAGACGAGCCAUGGCGAGCAAUGUUCCUCUAGUACCUGGUCUGCCUGGUCAAAUAAGCAGAUCACCAACAGUGCCUCGGAAGAGCUCGAGGCGGAAAUCACAAAAUGUUGAUCUCACCCAACCCGGAGCAGAAUUUUUCCAUCAGAAAGGACAAUCAUCGCUCGACGCCCGCCUCCCCUUUGAGCGAACUACCUCCCACAACCGUCAAUCGACCAUAUCCUCAAAUUCGAGUAUGGUAACGCCUGAGACCGGAGAUCAUUCCCGUACCCCAUCUGGGGCACUCGGCCACUUCGGCGCUGAUUCCAGGGACGAUCGACCCACGAGUGUCGGCUACGUACAGCACCACAGCAUACAGACUGUUAAUCAGGUUGAUAAUCCAGAUUUCCUGGGUGCGUCAGCUGAAGUUGUCGACGGUGGACGGUAUAGUGGUGCUUCCUCUAUGGAGAAUCAACGGCAUUGA